Molecule: messenger RNA, 459 nt
Organism: Mercenaria mercenaria
Lineage: Eukaryota; Metazoa; Mollusca; Bivalvia; Venerida; Veneridae
Product: piggyBac transposable element-derived protein 2-like
Exons: 1
Coding region: 1-459 (152 amino acids)
Source: RefSeq, a predicted model, not a curated record
AUGGUCCGCCUUCCACAACCAUAUCUUAUUCAGCCUUAUAACCAAACAAUGGGAGGUGAGGAUAUAAUAGACAAAAGCGUUGAAAAGUAUCAUAUCUCUAUCAUACCAAAAAAGUGGUGGUGGCCAGUGUUCAUGUAUUGUAUAGAUCUUGCGGUACAACAAAUUUACCGUGCUACAGAGGCAGGUAGGAGGCAACCAUUAGAUUUGUUAGGUGUCAGACGAGCCACUGUGCUGCUUGCCCAAGGAUGUACCCCUGUAGUUAGUCCAGGAAUACCAAGAGGUCGGAUGAGGCCAUUGUCAAAAAGAAUCCCUGAUCCCCGACUUGAUGGAAUAAAUCAUUAUGCAGAGCCAUCAAGAAAAGAGCAUUGCUCAUUAUGUGGACAGAAAAGCGGGACAAAAUGCUCCAAAUGUAAUAUUGGAGUGCAGAGAAGAUGCGUUGAAGUGUUCCACAGUGUUUAG